AUGAGCUUUCAAAAUAUCAGCUCACUUAUUGAACCUUCUUUUUGGUACGAGCUCAAUAAGGUAAAACUGAAUGAUAAGAUGCUUGACGAAACUCCUUUUGAUAUUAUAUCUUAUUUUCAAGCAGGAAGAAGUGCUGGAGUCAAAGCAUUUGCAUUCAUUAAUGAAGAUUCAUUCAAACCAAAGAAAGAAGUACACGACGUACACUUCUUGAACGUACUUGGCACAUUUCCAAUUACUUUUUACCUUACAAAUACUAAGCCUUCAUUCAAGAAACUUGAUAGAAACGGAAUUAUGGCUUCUCUCAAAGCCGAAAUGAUCAACAAUAUCAAUUCAGGCGAAUGGAUUAACAAUCCUUCAAUUCUUCUUAAAUCUGCAUUAACAGUUUUUGGAGAUCUCAAGCAUUGGCAGUAUACAUACUGUUUUGCUUUUCCAAAUCCGAAAUUAGAUAAUAUCAAGAUCGUUAGCAAAGAAGUUACUCCAGAAAUUGAAUAUCUUUCUCAACAAACAAAUUAUUCCAACUGGAUUUACGUUUUGGGCCCAGAAAACUCAUUACUUCCUCUUACAGAAGCCAAAUCCGACUCAACAUUUGUAUUAAUCGAUCCAUCUACAAAUCAAGAUCUUGGAUGGCCAGCAAAGAUCUUAUCUCUUGCAAUUGCUCGUAAAUUCAAUACAAAAACAAUUAAGAUCGCUCGUUUAAGCUACGAUUCUGCAUUAUUCACUGUCAAUGUCGAAGAUUUUAAUUUGAAUGAUGCUCCAUUUACAGGUUGGAACUUAACUCCUAAGAAGACAGCUCAUUUCGUUGAUCUAUCAGCUACAAUGGAUCCAAUGCAGCUCUUUACGGCUGCAACAUCGUUGAAUUUAAGAUUAAUGAAAUGGAGGUUAUGUCCUCAACUCGAUGUACAAAAACUACAAGCUCAGAAGUGUUUGUUAAUUGGUUGUGGCACACUUGGAUGCAAUGUCGCUCGUUAUUUACUCGGUUGGGGCGUCAGAAAAUUUGUUUUGAUUGAUUACGGAAAAGUUUCAUUUUCAAAUCCACCAAGACAAAGUCUUUUCACAUUUGCCGACUGCAUUGAUGGUGGCAGAAGCAAAUGUGAAGCUGCUGCUAAAGAACUCAAGCGUAUUUGCCCAGAUGUCGAAGCAGAAUACUACGAAAUGCCGAUUCCAAUGCCAGGACAUCCAUUAGGCAAAAACGAGUACGAAAAGACACGAAAAAACGUCGAAUUACUUGAUAAACUCAUCAAGGAAUGCGACUGCACAUGGCUACUCACCGAUACAAGAGAAAGCAGAUGGUUGCCAACACUUCUUGCCACAGCAAAUGAAAAACUUUGCAUUUCAGUCGCAUUAGGAUUUGACACUUUUUCAGUUGUUCGCUGCGGAUGCCAUGGAUUAGGCUGUUAUUUCUGCAACGACGUCAUUGCACCAACAGACACAAUGACCGACAGAACACUCGAUAUGCAAUGCACCGUUACAAGGCCCGGAAUUGCUCCAAUGGCUUCUUCUUAUGGUGUUGAAUUAUGGGCAUCAAUUGUUCAGACAAAAGAAGGAGUAAAUGCUGAAGCUGACGCUGAUUCAGUUCUUGGAACAGUUCCUCACCAGCUCAGAUGCUUCUUGCACUCAUGGCAGUUGCUUCCAAUGGCUGGAAAGCCUUUCAAGAAUUGCGUUGCUUGCUCUGAACCAAUUAUCAAAAAGUGGAAGGAAGAAGGAUGGAAUUUCAUCCUCAGAGCAUUAACAGAAGUCGGAUACUUGGAAGAAGUGUCUGGAAUUAACGCAAUGAAAGCUGAAAUGGCUGAUGUUGAUUGCGAAUGGGAAGAAAUUGAUGAAGAUCAGUAA
Messenger RNA from Trichomonas vaginalis G3, 1830 nucleotides. RefSeq names its product ubiquitin-like modifier-activating enzyme ATG7 family. The transcript has a single exon. The record is from RefSeq and is a predicted model, not a curated record. Lineage: Eukaryota; Parabasalia; Trichomonadida; Trichomonadidae. Gene Ontology annotation, molecular function: Atg12 activating enzyme activity; Atg8 activating enzyme activity. The coding region runs from base 1 to 1830 and encodes 609 amino acids. Gene Ontology annotation, cellular component: phagophore assembly site; cytoplasm. Gene Ontology annotation, biological process: cellular response to nitrogen starvation; C-terminal protein lipidation; protein modification by small protein conjugation.